GGGGGGAGAGCGGGAGUCAAGAUUCGGUGGGGCACGGUGGAGGACGCAAACGCGACGCGAGACUUUUUUCCGUUUCGUUCUUCGCCUCUCUUUCUUCUUAUAGUCAUCUCGUCCGCUGCUGCUCCUCCCACCCAAAACACAACGGCCGGAACAACCUUCGCCCCGCUCCGGCACUCCCUGGUCAUCGAUCGACCCCCCCCCCCCCCCCCCCCCCCCCCCCGGCCCCCGGCGCGCGCUUAGGUUGUUUGUCUUCCUCCCCGUUCCUACUCUCUGCUCCGAGCUUGUGGCCUGACUUGGCUUUCGUUCGUGGGUGGGGUUUCUUUCCACUUCCUCCGAGGAGCUUGUUCCCGACCGAUCCAUAAAUGGCGCUCUACCGAUGCUUGUCCCUCCUCUCUCCUCCUCCGUACUUGGGGGGGAGGAGGCCUUUGCAUCAACGGCCAGAUCACCUCCACCAGAGCUGCCUCUUUUCCGCGCCCGUCCUUCCCCGCGUGGGCGUGCGGGCAAGGAGGCCGUCGAUAACUUCUCAGGCGCCCGAUCUGGCAACAUCCCUGAGGCCAUCAUUCAAAGAGCUGAUCGAGUCGCUGAUAGAUCGGGUCGAUCUAUCCGAAGAGCAGGCCGAGGCAUCUCUCGACCUUCUGCUCGUCGAGGCGAACGAGGCUCUGAUCAGCGCCUUCCUCGUCCUUCUGAGAGCUAAAGGGGAGACCUUCGAGGAGAUCGUGGGAUUGGCGAGGGCCAUGAUCAAGUGCGGCGUCAAGGUGGAAGCAUUGGAUGACGCAGUGGACAUUGUUGGAACGGGCGGUGAUGGUGCAAACACCGUCAACAUAUCCACAGGCGCUGCUAUUCUCGCCGCAGCUGCCGGUGCGCGAGUUGCAAAGCAAGGAAACCGUGCCAGUUCCUCCGCUUGCGGGAGCGCAGAUGUGUUGGAGGCAUUGGGCGUGAAUAUUGACUUGGGCCCCGAGGAGGUGAAAAGGUGCGUGAAGGAAGCAGGCGUUGGAUUCAUGAUGGCUCCCAAUUACCACCCAGCUAUGAAAAUUGUCCGUCCCGUGAGGAGAAGUCUUAAAGUGAAGACAGUAUUUAACAUUCUUGGUCCAAUGUUGAAUCCAGCACGGGUACCUUUUGCUGUUGUUGGUGUCUGCAAUGAAGAUAUUGUGAUGAAGAUGGCUAAAGCAUUGCAACGGUUUGGAAUGAAACGAGCAUUAGUAGUACAUUCAGAGGGUUUGGAUGAAAUAAGUCCACUAGGACCUGGAUAUUUUCUUGAUGUUACUCCUGGAAAGAUUCAGAAAUUACAUUUUGAUCCAUUGGAAUUUGGUAUUCCUCGAUGUACUAUGGAAAACUUAAGAGGGGGCGAUGCAGAAUUCAAUGCUAGAGUUCUUAGAGAUGUACUGUCUGGUCAGAAGGGAUCAAUUGCAGAUGCUCUUGUACUGAAUGCGGCUGCUGCACUUUUGGUUGGCGGCCGUGUGAGCACUUUCGCUGAAGGAGUGGCUCUAGCAAAAGAGACACAUCAAUCUGGCAAAGCCAUUGAUACUCUGGAGUUAUGGAUAGGAGCCUCCAACAGAUUGAGAGGAUGAGCCACCCCUCAGUUAAAUUUGAACCAUCAUGCUUGUGACUUGGAAGUGCUCCGAAGAUAUUGCAUCAUGGCACCAGUAUAAGAUCGCAACACAGGUCUCUGAUUCUGUAAUUUAUGUGGCAUUAAUUGUUUCCAUAUCCAUGCUAGGGCUUGUGCUGUUUCAUUUUUCCUUCUUCUGCGUCUGUUCUGAAAUGAAAAACAUAAUGCUUGUUGGUUCCAUGGAAGGCUGGAUGUCAUGCAGGAUUUUGAUCA
Phoenix dactylifera (date palm) is the source of this 1819-nucleotide messenger RNA. Its product is annotated as anthranilate phosphoribosyltransferase, chloroplastic-like. Gene Ontology annotation, cellular component: cytosol. The record is from RefSeq and is a predicted model, not a curated record. Lineage: Eukaryota; Viridiplantae; Streptophyta; Magnoliopsida; Arecales; Arecaceae. Gene Ontology annotation, molecular function: anthranilate phosphoribosyltransferase activity. Gene Ontology annotation, biological process: L-tryptophan biosynthetic process.